CAAAAUAUAUUUUUGUUUUUGUGUGCUUAUGAUAAAACAGUCUGGUCAGCUCCUUUACCAUCCCAGACGCUGCUUCAUUCUGUUCAUGAUAAAACACGUUGUGACCUAAAAAUCAUUAAAUGCUUUUAUUUUUUUGAGUGGAAAAAAAAUAAUAAAGCAUGUAGUGACAAAAUGUCUGUUUUAAUUGUUUUACUUUCAAAAUGUCCUCCCGCUCACCCGUGAGAAAUGCCUCACAGGAGUCACAGCGUGCUGAUUGGACCCACCGCUGAGCCCCACUUACGGAGCACUUCGGAGCAUUGUGCUGAGAUCAGAGGCAGAUUCCGGGAGGUCACGCUGAGGGGAAAAGGCAGCGCGAGACUGAAGGUGGGGAAAAAAAUAAAUGUUCGCACGCGUAAUAAAAAAAAGGGCACGAAGAGGAGCUGUCUGUGGAGGUGAGGAGAGGAGGGACAGCGAGAAGCCUGAAUCUCUUUCCUCCCUUCUUUGUCUCGCUCUCUCUCCCCCUCUCUGUCCGUGGAUUUCACCACAUCAGGAUGUGCGUCUCACCGGGUGCUUCUCGCUUCGCCGCGCGCGCAGCUCCAGGUGCGUCAAGCCAGACCAGCGCGUAAAAGCGGACACGAGAAAUCUCUCCAUUUAGCAUAUUAACCCAAGAAGGACACCUGGGGUUGAAAAAGCUGGGUGACAUUUUUAGAAGAAAAAACUGACUUCUUUUGACCAACCUUUCGACAACUGAGCCACUCGAAGAAGAUGGAGACUUCGAAUGUGUUGCUUUGAGAAAUACCUUCUAAAACAAGCCCGGAGAGGAGGUGUGGCGCCAACGGGAGGUGUUUCCAUGUGUUUGCGGGGACAUGAAUGGACCACCGCGAAGAUGCGCUGACGAGCGGCCAAGACUAAACUCCGUGCGUCACACGUGACCGCCUCAGCAACUAAUUGUCGCCUUUAAGUAGCGCGACUUCCCAAAAAAACCCUGCGCUCUCGUGGAACUUGGCGUGUGGAGGGAGAGAGAGAGGUGCGCUCCAUGUUUCGUCCCGGACACGCCGGUACCGACGGUACCUGCGGGACCUAAGAGAGCAGGAGCUGGGGACUCUCCGAGGGGGGCGCCAGUGAUGCCUGACACGCUAGCGCUGAUAAAGAACCGGACAGAGCCACGGCUGGGGCAGCUGGAGCGCAGCCUGGCCCCGGAGGCGACCGCCCGCCCCGCCUGGGUCAUCGCUAUCUUGGCCAGUGUCCUGAUCUUCACCACGGUGGUGGAUGUGCUGGGGAACCUGCUGGUCAUCAUCUCGGUGUUCAGGAACCGCAAGCUGAGAAACGCAGGUAAUGUGUUCGUAGUGAGCCUGGCAUUUGCAGACCUUGUGGUAGCCUUCUACCCAUAUCCUCUGGUCCUCUAUGCUCUCUUCCAUGACGGUUGGGCACUUGGAAACACUCAGUGCAUGGUCAGUGGUUUCCUGAUGGGGCUGAGUGUUAUUGGGUCCAUUUUCAACAUCACUGGAAUUGCAGUGAACAGAUACUGCUAUAUCUGUCACUCAUUCUCUUACAGCCGGCUGUACAGUUAUCGCAACACUUUGUUCUUUGUUGCCUUAAUUUGGGUGCUUACUAUUGUGGCCAUUGUUCCAAAUUUUUUUGUUGGUUCACUACGUUAUGACCCAAGGGUCUACUCGUGCACCUUUGCCCAGAACGUCAGCAGUUCCUACACGGUGGCGGUWGUGGUGGUUCACUUUCUGGUACCCAUCGCGGUGGUCACCUUUUGUUAUCUUCGCAUUUGGGUUCUUGUUAUUCAGGUGCGGCGUAAAGUCAAGAGUGAUGACAGCCCUCGCAUCAGACCAAGUGACUUGCGAAAUUUCAUCACCAUGUUUGUAGUAUUUGUGCUGUUCGCCAUCUGCUGGGCCCCUCUGAACUUGAUAGGUUUGGCGGUGGCAAUAGAUCCGACUCGCGUGGCUCCUCGCAUCCCCGAGUGGCUCUUUGUCGUGAGCUACUUCAUGGCCUACUUCAACAGCUGUCUGAAUGCCGUCAUAUACGGUUUACUCAACAGGAAUUUCAGGAAUGAAUACAAACGCAUUGUCACCUCGGUCUGGGUGACGCGGCUCUUUGUGACGGAGACAUCGCGCGCCGCCACAGACGGCAGGAGCAUGAGGAGCAAGCAGUCGCCGCCUCCGCCGCUCAACAACAACGAGUCCAUCAGAGAUCGAGUAAACAAAGAAUGAAUCUUGGACUUUUGAGCUUGUCGAAUGGUAAUUCCUGUUUUGAUGUGAUAUCCAGACAGCUGUGCAGCUAAGGAGUAACAAGUGACAAAUGAAACUGGAAAACAUGGCUCUGUUUUCUACUAAAGAGCUGCAAUAUAAACACUUAUACGAUUUAUAUGUAAGCUUUUGAAAAUUUCUAAAAUGUUUCAUGGGUUAGCUCAACAACUUUUAAAGAGAAAAAAAUAUUUUUAUUCUUUUAAUAGGUUUUUGUUUUUGCAUUCCCAAAGCUAUGAGAAAACCAAGCUAUGCAUUGCAGUUUCAUGCUGUUAUUAUUACUCUAACAAUCUGAAUGGUACUUUAAGAUUUCAAUGAUAAUGUGMGAUCUUUUAAUGUCUGCUGCUGGAGACUUUGACAUUACUCACAAAAUGGGUWACCACUACUAGUAAAUACACACUUAGUAACUUCAAAAGCCUCAAAUAGUUAAACUCGCCUCACACAAAUGCCAUAGAUUARUGAAGGAGGAGAUCAUUAAGUCUGUUAUUCAUGUAUGAAAGAGUUUUACACAGUGGCAGUGGUGUGGUCAGAUUUACACAUUAAGCCUGAAUGCUGCAGUAGCAUAAACUUUAUACUGCCUAGUCUGACCUUCUUGCACUGAAAAGAACAAGUAACAAAAACUUAGUAAUAAUCACCAUUCAGGAUCAUAACUAUAAAUCAUAAGUUGAGUCAUAUCUAGCACCAAAUCGUGUCACAAGAUGWGAGUUUUCUGAAAGUUGUGUGUCUGUGAUGUAGCACAUAGGGGACCCCUACCUGCUGCAACCAUAGCUGCUGUUUCCACCAGUCUGCACUUUGUCUGUACUCUCCUAUAGUUUGUCRUGAUGGAACUUUGCUGCUGUGUUUUAAUAAGCAAAUUAUUCAUWAUCAAAGCAGCUUGGUUUAUUUACUCAAAUACAAGAUUUUACUAUACCUUCAAAUGUUUUUUAAUGUAGUUAUUUAGCAGUAUAGCUAUAUAAGGAGGACGGGCAGUGAUUUUUUUUUUUCAAUAUUUGACUAUACUGUCAGAAUAGGUGCAUGCCCUCUACCCUUCUGUUGAUCCUUUGGGCCUAUAUAAAAAAAAUGAAGUGAAUCCCAAAUUUUUGCACAGGUUACGUUCUUGGAGUAUCCGUGAAUCGUGAAAAAAACUUGUAUACUGGAUGCGGUCCAAAACAAGGGUCUGCARUGCUUUUUGGUGGCAUCAUAAUGCGAUAAGAAGCAAACAUAAAAACAUGAGAGUGAAAUCGUUAGCAGCUGCCCACCACACAGAAGGCAGAAAUGCUGCACUUCUGGCAGAGCAUGUGUCGCGUAACACACUGUACUGUUUUUAUUUAUUUAUUUAUUUAUUUUUAAUAUGGAAAUGAAUUUAUGCGAAAAUAGUUAAGGAUAUUGUUCUUAAGUUAGCUUGAAAACUCACAAAAAUGUGUGAAAGAGGAAAAAAUAAGUACAGUGCACGGUAUUUAAUGCAUUUCUGGUUUCCAUGAAAUUACAAGGAUUAGAGCAAACAACUAGUAGUUAGGUUCCAUGAAAACUGUGAAAUGUGACUUUUCAUGGCUUCACCAUAAAAACUCUUGGCUACCAAGAUUUGGAGCAGCACAUGUCUCUGUACUCAAAGUAUCUUGGUCUUUCAGCCGCAGAAGUUGGGAUGAGUAAAUCUUUCCAACCGUGUGGACAUGGUCACUUUUUAAGCAAAAACUGUAUUUUGCUGCAUUUUAACAUUUUCUUGUGCUGAGACUUGUGCUCGCUCAGUCCAAAGAUUAGAACAUGACAAAAGAGGCUCCACAUACAAAAAGUGGAAGUCUGUUCUGUGAUGUCAACUGUUGCUAAAAUUAAAAUGCAAUAACUAUUUGCAAUUUCCCUAAAUGUCCAAGUGCAACUGCUCGAGGGUUUUUCUUUAUGCGCAAAUUGCUAUGCAAUUCAAACCACUGCUUGUGUCACAGUACAAGACAUCUAACAAUGGUCGCAUCAGAAAAAAGAUAACUGAUCAUUGGAUGUUGAAGCAUAUUACAUGACAACAAAAGCAGGUCUGGAUUUUUUUUUCUGUUCUACUUGAUUAAAAAAAUARUCAUUGAAUCACUGAAGAAAUAAACUGUGUAAGUCAGAUCAGCAGACUGGGUUCCUCUGCGUCCUACAUCAUUCUGCAUACAAAGGUAUUUAAUGUGAUGAUACAUGUUUUUCAAUCUAAAAAAGUGCUUGAGUUUGUCUUUUUUUCAUUUUUUCUAGUAGUUCAUCUGAAGUUUUAUUUUAAAAAGACUGUAACAGGGAUGAAUUUUGAUGGUUUCACUGUGGAAUUAAAUCAAAGAUCGAACUAGCGGAAGACGUAAAGCAGUGGCAGUAUUAUAUUUUUAAAGAGUGACACACAUCGCCACUUUACUGAAGAGUGUUUUCAACAAUGUUUUUUUGUGGAGAAAUUACAGCUCAUAUCUGUAUUCCCAUCUCAGGGUGCCUACUGAACAUUUUGUUGUGAUAUACUGUAAACUUGUCCAGAACAUUUGCAGUUGAAUAGCUGCACAAAAAAGAAAAGAAAAGAAGAAAAAUGGAGUCUGAAGACCUGUCAAAGAGAUAUUUUGUAAAUUAGUGCCAAUGUGGUUUUUAACUGUGGUUAAUUGUUAUUGGAAAUGUAUUCAAAAUGUGUUUUUAUAUAUAUUUGAAGCUUAGUAACCCCAUGCAAUUAACUGACUAUUGUUGGAAAGUUCUCAGCUUCUCUUCUCAUUAAAUUUGUUACAUUUUGCAGAGUGCAUCUAAAACAAACUCCUGAACAUUUGGCACACUCAUUUGCGUUGAUGCAAAUGUAUUUGCUUGAAAAUAAUACUGGAUAAGCUCACCUUCAAAUCACAAAUUUGUAAAAGAAAUUGCAAAACCAACCAUGCAUGAAAUGUCCCGCUUUUGUGUUUAAUUUGCCAUUAAAAUUAAUUUAGCAGCAGCACUUUAGUGCGCACUCAAACAGGGUAGAAUCUAAUAAAAGCCAUAGGGUCAGGAAUGGUUACUGUAACAGAUGCAGAGCAAAAAAUAAAAAAAAUAAAAAUAAAAUAAAAUUGCAACAUGAAAUAUUCAUAGGGAAGGAUAGAUAUGAAACAACUGCAAGUCCAGGUGGGAUAUGUGGAUACAAUGACAUCUGUGGUGCAGAACGGUAGAUUUAGCUUGUUUGCUGGAAAGAUGAGGCUUACAGCUGAGACGGUGGAACUGACAAGAGAGUUCAGUGAGGUCAUCCGAAAAGCCAAAACGAUGACCUCGUGUAUCUAUAGGGGAAUGAGACAGCAAAACAAAGAAAAGAGGAAGAAAACAGGAUGUAAAUACUGUACAGUAAAACCUAAAAGUCAACAUCUGGAGAAUGUUUUAGAUGCACUUAAAAGGGAAGUAAGAGUUCAGUUUAAACCAAAGAAAUGUGUAAAGGUAAAGGGGGUCAGAUGUACAGUACAUACUUUGACAUGAUGAUGCAAGGGAGAUCUGAAAACCACCUUUGCUCUUUUAAUGUCUGUUUUUGGUUUUCUGUUUUAAAAAAAAUUGAAAUACUGCCUUAUAUUUAAGAGAAUAGUGUCAAAGUAAAAGAAAAAAAUAACAGGAAGUGCCAUCAUUUUUUUGUGAGCCCAUUCAGCAAACCUGGACUGCUUCGUUAAAUGUGUUCAGGACAAUUAUCUACUGAAGUUUUUCUCUGCAGUUUUGUGCAGAAGCUGUUAUGCAGACCUGARGAAGGAAAGGAGGUGCAAUUUGAUGAGAGAACGGAUAUCAUCACCAUUUUCCACCUAACUGCCCGAUAUCAGUGUAACUAUGUGCAUUUAUGUUUCCUAAAGUAUGCUCUUUGUCAGCUCUCUUACUUUGGAAGUUUCUCUCCAUAUCAUCAAWUAAAUUGCAAAGUGCACCCACUUUUUUUCCUUUCUUUUUACUCCAAUGUGAUUGAAAUGUUUCCUGUACAGUAAAGCACAAGCAAACAGCUUUAGUUUUCAAACUAAUGUUUCUGCUGCAGCUUAACCUGGACUUUACAUUCCAAUAAGGCAAAUAUUUAGCUCUCCGAAUCGUGUGGCRAGUUAUAGCAUUUGAGUGGUUGGCACUGUGCCGAGUGCCGGUAUCCCCAGCUUUAUAAAAGCAGAGACAUUGUGAUGUUUUGAAGCCAUGGUGGACUUUGUUUACAGCGAGUGAGGUGCUGCAGCAAGGCGAUUAUUGUGUCACAACUGAAGCUAUACUUGAGUGCUUGUGCUUUGCCUGUAAAAAAUAAAAAUAAAAAAUUAGUGAACCUGA
This is a messenger RNA of Austrofundulus limnaeus, 6443 nucleotides long. RefSeq names its product melatonin receptor 1Bb (gene mtnr1bb). Gene Ontology annotation, molecular function: melatonin receptor activity. Bases 1104 to 2198 code for a protein of 364 amino acids. Gene Ontology annotation, cellular component: plasma membrane. Gene Ontology annotation, biological process: G protein-coupled receptor signaling pathway. The transcript has 4 exons. The record is from RefSeq and is a predicted model, not a curated record. Lineage: Eukaryota; Metazoa; Chordata; Actinopteri; Cyprinodontiformes; Rivulidae.